This is a messenger RNA of Brienomyrus brachyistius, 4209 nucleotides long. RefSeq names its product phosphatidate phosphatase LPIN2-like. The transcript is spliced from 20 exons. Bases 698 to 3121 code for a protein of 807 amino acids. Gene Ontology annotation, molecular function: phosphatidate phosphatase activity; transcription coactivator activity. Gene Ontology annotation, cellular component: endoplasmic reticulum membrane; cytosol; nucleus. NCBI's taxonomy places the organism in Eukaryota, Metazoa, Chordata, Actinopteri, Osteoglossiformes, Mormyridae. Gene Ontology annotation, biological process: cellular response to insulin stimulus; positive regulation of transcription by RNA polymerase II; triglyceride biosynthetic process. The record is from RefSeq and is a predicted model, not a curated record.
AGUCCUAGAUUAGUCCAGAUCCUUCGCUGGUGGCGAUUAUGUGGCUGUUUUCCGACAGCUUGUUAGUUUGCACGAACAGUUUACCCAUUUCUUUUUCUGAUCCACUAUCAUUUUGUGAAGUACCCUCCGGUUCAAUUUCGCCGGUUAUUCUGUUGCAUACGACAUCCGAAAAGCCGUAAAACUGAUCCCAGACCAGUGAAGAAAUUUAGUUCGCGAGAGCCGACCUCCUGAAUGCCAGCUCAGCAGUCGUGUAUUAAAAAUAAUCCAGGCAGGGAUGGGCGAAUCUACGGGGGUCCAAACUGUGACCUUUUUUUGUUGAAUUUCACAGUUGUCGCUUUUUUUUACACCUAUGUGAUGAAACUAUUUUGCACCGAGAAGGAAAGCGAGGACUCGCCAGGGACGAACCGCCACGUCAUGCUGCCGAAAUAUAAGUGUUCUAGGAAAAACAAGCUCCAUUAUAACUUAAUGCAAACCUUUACUGCACUGCUGGGCCCUUACAUCAGGGGGGCGUAGUAUUUUAGGUUCCACUUGAACUCUGGAGCAGGGAAUAUAGCCUGAAUUAUGUCGAUAUAGUGACAUCUGCUCAACAUUUAAGCUUAAGUGCUACUUGAUCUAUUUGUAAAUCUGAAGUGUUUCAUGAUGCAGCUUUGUACUGUUAUUUCUGUCCGUGCCUUCGUUAAAGCAAAACGUGAACACCAUGAACUACGUGGGCCACCUGGCGGGCCAGGUACUGGUGACGGUGCGGGAGCUGUACAAGGGCAUCAACCCGGCCACGCUGUCAGGCUGCAUCGACGUGGUGGUGGUGUGUCAGCAGGACGGGUCCUACCAGUGCUCCCCCUUUCAUGUGCGCUUUGGAAAGCUGGGAGUGCUGCACUCCAAGGAGAAGUUGAUUGAUAUCGAAGUCAAUGGUGAGCCUGUGGAUCUGCACAUGAUGCUGGGAGACAGUGGUGAGGCCUUCUUCGUGGAGGAGGUAGAGAAGCAAAAUGAGACUGUCCCCACCCACCAGGCUCCCGAACCCAUGGAGGACCCAGCGUUCAAGGCACAGGAGUCACGGCCAGUGUCGUCGGAUCCUGAAUCUGAAGGCCUCGGGCAGCCGGAGUGGCCGUGGAGUUGCGCCCCUGGCGAGCACAGAGACGGCAGUGAGGACCCACUGCCAAGCACUGCCUCGGUGAGGAAGAAGAAGCGAAGGAGGAAAAAGCUGAAGGCAGACCAUCGGAAGGAGGAGUUGGCGCCCCCUGCUGGUGGGGAGGAAAUCUUUGACAUGGACCUUAGCUCUGAUGAGGACCAGGCAAUGCAGAGUGCAAGAGUGUCCUUCAGCCCGAUGAAGGAGCACAAACAGCCCAUCCACGAGUCGCUGGACAGUUACCCGUUCUCGGAUGGGGACUGUGUCCCCACUCACAGUCUGGCUGGACCACAGACGUUCUCACCGAAGAGUGACUCGGAGCUGGAACUGAAGGCCUCCGACAGCCAGCUGAGGGCACAGUCCCACAUCGAGUGGACAUGGGGAGAGCUCCCAGAAUCCACAUGGGGCCCACGAAAGGAGUUCAUUGAGCCAGCGAAGGCCAUCGCCUGCUCUGUCAGCGAGUCCUCCUCCAAGAAGAAAGGGGUCCCAAAGCGGAGUGAGCACCAGGGCCCCGAGGACAUCUACCUGGAUGAUCUGCAGGAGCUUGGUCCGGAUGUGGCUGCUCGCUACUUCCCCAGGAGCCAGGUGGAUUCUGGCGGCAGACAGUGGGCGGAGCCUGGCCAGUGGGCGGAGCCACCCCAAUCGGUGAGCAGCACGGGGGCCGACAGUGGGACCGAAUGCCUCUCCGACUCCGCCAGUGACCUGACAGAGGUCACGCUGUCGCUGUGCGGGGGGCUUGGCGAGAAUGCAGACAUCUGCAAAGAGAAAUUUUCGCAACAUGUCAUUAAAUAUCACGAGUUCGUGGAAAACCCCAGUAUCAUCGAUAAUCCCAACCUGGUUGUCAAAAUCGGGAGCAGGUACUACAACUGGACUUUGGCAGCCCCAUUGGUGCUCAGCUUGCAGGCCUUCCAGAAGAGCUUGCCUAAGAGCACCGUAGAGACCUGGGUGAAGGAGAAGAUGGCCAAGAAGUCUGGAAGGUGGUGGUUCUGGCGGAAACGGGCCGACGUCACCUCCAAGCAGUCAGAAACUAAGUUGGAGUUGAAGGAGGAGUCCCUGGGUAGAGACGAGCCCUCCCCCAUGCAUCCGAGCCCCCCCUCCCAGGCCCAAGAAAGGGACUCCAGUGACGAGGAACCCCGAAACAAGGACGUGGCUGCCAGGCCGGACCACAGACCACCUGGACACCAGGAGCCUCCUGCUGCCCGCUCCUAUAAGAAGUCUCUGAGACUUUCCUCAGAGCAGAUCGUCUCCCUGAGGCUGAAGGACGGCCCCAACGACGUGACCUUCAGCAUCACCACGCAGUACCAGGGCACCUGCCGCUGCGAGGGCACCAUCCAUCUGUGGAACUGGGACGACAAAGUGAUCAUCUCCGACAUUGAUGGGACCAUCACCAAGUCAGAUGUGUUUGGGCACAUCCUCCCCCAGCUGGGCAAGGACUGGACCCACCAGGGCAUUGCCAAGCUCUACCACUAUAUACACAAGAAUGGGUACAAGUUCCUGUACUGCUCCGCACGAGCCAUCGGCAUGGCGGAUAUGACUCGAGGCUACCUGCACUGGGUAAACGAUGGGGGCACUAUUCUGCCCCGGGGUCCCCUUCUACUGGCUCCCAGUAGUCUCUUCUCUGCCUUACACAGGGAGGUCAUCGAGAAGAAGCCGGAGGUCUUCAAGAUCAAAUGUCUCACCGACAUCAAGAAUUUGUUCCUUCCCAACAAACAACCUUUCUAUGCCGCUUUUGGCAACAGGAGUAACGAUGCAUUGGCCUAUGAGCAGGUGGGUGUACCACAGUGCCGGAUAUUCACGGUGAACCCAAAGGGAGAGCUUAUUCAGGAACAGACCAAAGGGAACAAAUCUUCGUACUGUCGGCUGAGUGAACUGGUGGAGCACGUCUUUCCCCUGCUGAGCAAGGAACAGAGCUCCGCCUUUGACUGCCCUGAUUUCAGCUCCUUCUGCUACUGGAGGCAGCCAAUUCCUGAGCUCCUGCCCGAGGAUCUAUUAGCGUGACCCAAAGAGCCCACGAACCCAAAUCCCUUCCUCGAUGCUGCUCUGGAUCUCUGCACCCUGCCACACUGGGUGAGGUUAUCUAAGCAGGCUAAAUGUCAGUGUCAGUCCGCUCCUGGGUACCUGCUGUGCAGGUGCAUGCCAUGCCGUAACCUCACCGGGUGAGUAACCUCUACAUCAGUGGUUCUCAAACUCGGUCCUCGGGUCCUGCUGUCUUUCAGCUUCUAAUUACCUGGAUCAGGUGUGUUCAGUCAAUCAGCAGUGUGUAGGGCAGGGAUAGCUGGGAAACAAGCAGGGCAGUGGGUUCCGAGGACCGAGUUUGAGAACCACUGCUCUACAUUAUGCAAGAUCGAGGGUUUAAUGAUGCAGGGAUUGGAUGUGACCCACUCAGGACUUUAGGGCUGGGAUUGAUGAAUGCAGAAGGGAAGCCAGCUUUCAGGCUCCUGCACUGACAUGUCAGAGGUGUCCCUCCAUCGCACAAAAAUCGCUUUUAAAAAAAAAUAAAAAAAAGACACCAGUGAAUACUUUGGGUAAUUCUUGCUAGGACCCAAACCAUCAAACUGGCCCCAUUCAUUUUUUUCCCAUAACUGUCCAGCGGAUUGCCUGCUUUUAAAGCAAUUAUAUCUUUCUCUUUUCUUGCACAUCGAAUGCACCAAAUUCAAAACGCAUCUAAGACUGGCGGUAUGUAUAGCUGCUGUGAGAGGGGAUUUCCUCUCCUUCCUGGUAUUGAUUAGUAACGUGUGUGUUUGUUUUAAAAGCCCUGAGGGUGAGUGUGUGUUUCAGUCUUUAACCUGUAGGUCUGUUCUUUCUGUGAAAGGUAAUAUGCUGGUGUGGAACCAUCAAACGCUGCUUAAAGGUAGAGCUCAUGUUUGGAUGCUUUUAGUCUCUGCAGAGGCGACGAGAGUAAAACUAACAUGCGCCUCAAACUUCAAUGCCUGAUACUUAUGUAAGAGUAAAUGGUAAAAAAAAAAUCUAUUUUUAAUGUAAAUUGUAUCACUUUUCUUUGUACAAGUGCAUUUACUGUAUUUUUGCAUUACUGGCAAGGAUGAUGUAUGACUCAAAUGUAAAAAAUUAUAUAUGCAUAAACCAAA